Messenger RNA from Ricinus communis (castor bean), 4659 nucleotides. Its product is annotated as pleiotropic drug resistance protein 1. The transcript is spliced from 23 exons. The record is from RefSeq and is a predicted model, not a curated record. Gene Ontology annotation, molecular function: ATP hydrolysis activity; ATP binding; ABC-type transporter activity. The coding region runs from base 165 to 4610 and encodes 1481 amino acids. Gene Ontology annotation, cellular component: membrane. NCBI's taxonomy places the organism in Eukaryota, Viridiplantae, Streptophyta, Magnoliopsida, Malpighiales, Euphorbiaceae.
CUCCAAGAAUCAAACGUCAACAUAUGUCCUGAAAGAACAGAGAAAAACGCAGACAUUUCCGUUUCACACAAUCAAGUUUCAAGACAAACCCAUUGAAUGAAUUGAUUACAUAUAUAUAAUAUAUAUAUAUAUAUAUAUAGCAUUUGAUUGGACAGUGAAUAAAAAUGGAAAGUAAUGACAGAGACCGGGUCAUUAGUGGGCGUGCAACAAGUUUUAGCAUUUGGAGAAAUACGACAAUGGAAGCUUUCUCCAAGUCUUCUCAUCAUGAAUAUGGUGAUGAUGAAGAAGCUCUCAAAUGGGCUGCUUUGGAAAAGUUGCCUACUUUUUUACGUAUAAGGAGAGGUAUACUUGCUGAAGAACAAGGUCAAUCUAGAGAGAUUGAUAUUAACAGCUUAGGAUUGAUAGAGAAAAGAAAUCUACUAGAGAGGCUAGUGAAAAUUGCAGAGGAUGAUAAUGAAGAGUUCUUGUUGAAGCUCAAGGAGCGGAUUGACAAAGUUGGACUAGAAAUGCCAACGAUUGAGGUCCGUUUUGAGCAUUUAAAUGUUGAAGCAGAAGCAUACGUCGGAAGCAGAGCAUUACCUACAAUGUUCAACUUCUACGCUAAUAUAUUUGAGGGAUUCUUGAAUUAUCUUCAUAUUCUUCCAAGUAGAAAGAAACCAUUACCAAUACUCCGUGAUGUUAGUGGAAUCAUCAAGCCCCGAAGGAUGACAUUGCUGCUAGGACCCCCAAGUUCAGGCAAGACCACUUUUCUUUUGGCUUUGGCUGGAAAACUUAGUAAAGAUCUAAAAGUAAGGACAGAGGAUUACAUGGUGUGGAGUAGUUUCUACAGGAUGUUGUUUUGCCUUGCUUUCUCAUAUGGUUAUUUUGUGAAAUUUCAGUCUUCAGGAAGAGUUACAUAUAAUGGACAUGAGAUGAAAGAGUUUGUGCCACAGAGAACAUCAGCUUAUAUAAGUCAAUAUGAUCUUCAUAUUGGAGAAAUGACUGUUAGAGAAACUCUGGCUUUCUCUGCAAGAUGUCAAGGGGUUGGAGCUCGUUAUGAGAUAUUGGCAGAAUUAUCAAGAAGGGAGAAAGUAGCCAACAUAAAACCGGAUCCUGAUAUCGAUAUUUUCAUGAAGGCGGCUGCACUAGAAGGGCAAGAGGCCAAUUUAAUGACAGAUUAUAUACUAAAGAUUCUAGGACUGGAAGUUUGUGCUGAUACCAUGGUGGGAGAUGAAAUGAUACGAGGCAUAUCUGGCGGACAGAAGAAGCGUGUCACAACAGGGGAGAUGCUGGUUGGACCUGCAAGAGCACUUUUCAUGGAUGAGAUAUCAACCGGAUUGGACAGUUCAACAACUUCUCAAAUUGUUAAUUCACUCAAACAAUCAAUACAUAUUCUCAAUGGAACAGCCAUUAUCUCUCUUCUCCAACCAGCACCAGAAACAUAUGAUCUUUUUGAUGACAUAAUUCUUCUCUCGGAUGGACAAAUUGUGUAUCAAGGUCCACGAGAAAAUGUGCUCGAGUUCUUCGAACACAUGGGCUUCCGAUGUCCUGAGAGGAAAGGAGUUGCUGACUUCUUACAAGAAGUAACAUCAAGAAAAGAUCAGGAGCAGUACUGGACCCGUAAAGAGGAGCCUUAUAGCUUUAUUUCUGUGAAGGAAUUUGCUGAAGCAUUUCAGUCAUUUCAUAUUGGGCGGAAACUGGGUGAUGAACUUGCUGCACCAUUUGACAAGUCCAAGGCACACCCUGCUGCUCUAACAACUAAAAGAUAUGGUGUCAGCAAGAAGGAACUCUUGAAAGCUUGCGUUUCUAGAGAAUUUCUUCUCAUGAAGAGGAACUCAUUUGCCUACAUUUUCAAAAUGAUUCAACUUAUUAUUAUGGCUUUCAUAACGAUGACGAUAUUUCUGAGGACCGAGAUGCAUCGAAACACAGUAGAAGAUGCUGGCGUUUACUUUGGCGCCCUCUUCUUUGCGGUCAUGACAAUCAUGUUCAAUGGAUUAUCAGAGCUUGCAAUGACUGUCAUUAAACUUCCCGUUUUCUACAAGCAAAGAGACCUUCUCUUUUAUCCUUCGUGGGUAUAUGCUUUGCCCACAUGGAUUCUCAAGAUCCCAAUCACGUUUGUAGAAGUUGCCAUAUGGGUGAUCCUAACAUAUUACGUUAUGGGAUUUGAUCCAAACAUUGAAAGGUUUUUCAAGCAAUACCUGAUACUCCUAAUGACGAACCAGAUGGCUUCUUCACUGUUUCGACUGAUAGCAGCAUUAGGAAGAAAUUUGAUUGUAGCUAACACCAUUGCCAUAUUUUCUUUACUUACCACCCUCGUACUGAGCGGAUUCGUCCUAUCACGAGAUGAUGUGAAGAAAUGGUGGAUAUGGGGUUACUGGUUGUCCCCAAUGAUGUAUGUACAGAAUGGUAUUUGUGUGAAUGAAUUUCUUGGGAACAGUUGGAAUCAUCUUCCUCCUAAUUCAACAGAGGCAUUGGGAGUUAAUUUUUUGAAGUAUCGGAGGAUUUUCCCCGACGCAUAUUGGUAUUGGAUUGCAGUUGGAGCUUUGACAGGAUAUAUCAUUCUGUUUAAUUUGCUUUUCACUUUGGCCCUGAAAUACUUAAAUCCAUUUGAGAAGCCUCAGGCUAUACUUUCGGAAGAGGCCUUUGCUGAUAAAAAUGUUAACGGAACUGGAGAAUUUAUCGGACUCUCGAGGAGCAGGAAGAGCUCUUUGGAAAGAGGGAAUGUUAGCCAAAGAAAUGUAUCAUCCAGGACUCCUACUGCGAGAGUGAGCAACUUCAGUAAUGCCAACCAAGAGAGGAAGCGGGGUAUGGUUCUCCCAUUUCAACCCCUUUCCAUCACUUUCGAUGAGAUCAAAUAUGCUGUAGACAUGCCGCAGGAAAUGAAAUCUCAAGGUAUAACUGAGGAUCGCCUACAGCUUUUGAAGGGUGUUAGUGGUGCUUUCAGGCCUGGUGUCCUAACAGCUCUAAUGGGUGCUAGUGGUGCUGGCAAGACCACCCUGAUGGAUGUCCUGGCAGGAAGAAAAACCGGCGGUUACAUUGAGGGAAACAUCACGAUAUCUGGAUACCCAAAGAAGCAAGAAACUUUCGCUCGUAUUUCUGGAUACUGUGAGCAAACUGACAUACACUCCCCACAUGUUACAAUCUAUGAAUCACUGCUAUAUUCUGCAUGGCUUCGGCUUCCUACUGAGGUUAAUUCUGAUACAAGAAAGAUGUUCAUCGAGGAAGUUAUGGAGCUUGUCGAGCUGAACUCUUUAAGAGAAGCACUUGUGGGAUUGCCUGGUGUAAAUGGUCUUUCAAUUGAGCAGCGUAAGAGGCUGACAAUCGCAGUUGAGCUUGUUGCUAACCCUUCUAUAAUUUUCAUGGAUGAGCCAACCUCUGGUCUUGAUGCUAGAGCAGCAGCCAUAGUUAUGAGAACAGUGAGAAAUACUGUGGACACUGGACGAACUGUGGUGUGCACAAUACACCAACCAAGCAUUGACAUUUUUGAUGCUUUUGACGAGUUAUUUCUGCUAAAAAGAGGAGGCCAAGAAAUUUAUGUGGGGCCAGUUGGCCGCCAUGCCUACCAUCUAAUCAGAUAUUUUGAGGAGAUUGAGGGAGUUCCUAAGAUAAAGGAUGGUUAUAACCCUGCAACUUGGAUGUUGGAAGUUACUACAGCAGCACAAGAAGCAGCACUUGGGAUUGAUUUCAAUGAUAUAUACAAAAACUCAGAACUACAUAGGAGAAACAAAGCAUUGAUCAAGGAACUAAGCAGAUCUCCACCAGGUUCAAAAGACCUGUACUUCCCAACUCAAUAUUCUCAGCCCUUCUUAACCCAAUGUAUGACUUGCCUAUGGAAGCAGCAUUUGUCAUAUUGGCGAAACCCAACAUACUCCGCAGUGAGACUUUUAUUCACAACAUUCAUAGCUUUAAUGAUGGGAACAAUUUUCUGGAAUUUGGGCCCUAAAAGAAGUAGGCAACAAGAUAUUUAUAAUGCAAUGGGUUCCAUGUAUGCUGCCGUGCUAUUCUUAGGAUUUCUGAAUGCUUCAUCGGUUCAGCCGGUUGUGGCCAUUGAACGAACAGUAUUUUAUAGAGAAAGAGCAGCUGGAAUGUAUUCAGCGUUGCCAUAUGCCUUUGGACAAGUUGUGAUUGAACUUCCAUACAUUUUAGUUCAGACUAUAAUAUAUGGAGUUAUAGUAUAUGCAAUGAUAGGGUUUGAAUGGACGUCAAGCAAGUUCUUCUGGUAUCUUUUCUUCAUGUACUUCACCUUCUUAUACUUCACUUUCUAUGGGAUGAUGACUGUUGCCGUCACGCCCAACCAUAACAUUGCUGCUAUAGUUGCGACUGCCUUCUAUGCAAUAUGGAACCUUUUCUCAGGAUUUGUUGUUCCUCGAACGAGGAUUCCUGUAUGGUGGAGAUGGAACUACUGGGCUUGCCCAGUUGCCUGGACAUUGUAUGGAUUGGUUGCUUCACAGUAUGGAGACGUAAAUGAACAAUUGGACAGUGGUGAAACUGUGGAAAAUUUCGUCAGGAAUUAUUUCGGGUUUCAACAUGCAUACGUUGGAAUUGUUGCAGUUGUUCUUGUUGGCAUCUGUGUGCUCUUCGGAUUCAUCUUUGCCUUCUCUAUCAAAGCAUUUAACUUCCAGAAAAGAUAAGGAUAUUUGCAUAUAUAAAUACAAAAGCUAUUCUGAUGAAGAUUUCUAA